Messenger RNA from Delphinapterus leucas (beluga whale), 3610 nucleotides. The record is from RefSeq and is a predicted model, not a curated record. Lineage: Eukaryota; Metazoa; Chordata; Mammalia; Artiodactyla; Monodontidae.
GAGAUUAAGUAAUGAGAACUUGGGCCCAGUUUUUUCCAAGCCUGGAAGGGCAGAAAAUGUUCGUAUCCUUUCUGACCUCCCAGGCAAAUUCAGUGUUUUCCACAUUUAGGAGACUGCAGAAAGGUGAGGCAGAUAGAAUGGAGAUGGCAAAGAUCUCUGGGUAUAUAUGGCCCUGGAGAAGUAAUGGAAUAAUUUCUAAUUUUUGGAGAAGCCCUCAUGCCGGGAUGGCAGAAGAUGAACCUGAUGCUAAGAGCCCAAAGACUGGGGGAAGGGCCCCCUCAGGUAGUGCUGAGGCAGGGGAACCCACCACCCUCCUUCAGAGGCUCCGAGGUACCAUUUCCAAGGCCGUGCAGAACAAAGUAGAGGGAAUCCUGCAAGAUGUACAGAAAUUCUCAGACAACGACAAGCUGUAUCUCUACCUUCAGCUCCCCUCAGGGCCCAGUACUGGAGACAAAAGCUCAGAGCCAAGUACACUCAGCAAUGAGGAGUACAUGUAUGCUUAUAGGUGGAUCCGCAACCACCUAGAAGAGCAUACUGACACCUGCCUGCCAAAACAAAGUGUUUAUGAUGCCUAUCGGAAGUACUGUGAGAGUCUUGCCUGUUGCCGCCCACUCAGCACAGCCAACUUUGGCAAAAUCAUCAGAGAGAUCUUCCCUGACAUCAAAGCCCGAAGGCUUGGUGGCCGGGGCCAGUCCAAAUAUUGCUACAGUGGCAUACGAAGGAAGACCUUGGUGUCUAUGCCGCCCUUGCCCGGACUUGACCUAAAGGGCUCUGAGAGUCCAGAAAUGGGCCCAGAAGUAACCCCAGCACCUCGGGAUGAACUGGUUGAAGCAGCCUGUGCCCUGACCUGUGACUGGGCAGAGCGAAUCCUGAAACGGUCCUUCAGUUCCAUCGUUGAGGUCGCCCGCUUCCUGCUACAGCAGCAUCUCAUCUCUGCCCGAUCUGCACACGCCAAUGUGCUCAAGGCUAUGGGGCUUGCUGAAGAGGAUGAACACGCCCCUCGGGAACGGUCAUCUAAAUCCAAGAAUGGUGUAGAGAAUCUGGAGGGCGGAGCCCAUAAGAGACCAGAGAGACAGGCCCAGCCUCCUAAGGAGCUGGACCCCCGGGCUGGGGCUGGCCCCCCACCACGCGGAGAGCGAAAGAAGAGUGUAGUGGAGAGCCCAGCGCCAGCAGCCAAUAACCCACAGGUUAAUGCCCUAGUGGCCCGGCUGCCUCUGCUUCUCCCUCGGGCCCCUCGCUCGCUUAUUCCACCAAUCCGAGUCUCUCCACCCGUCCUGGCCCCCAAGCUUUCUUCAAGCACUCUGAAAAUGGCUACACUGCCUCUGCCCCCUAGAGCUGGGGGACCCCAAGCAGCUGUGCCCAUCAUUAACAUGAUCUUACCAACUGUUCCUGCUUUGCCCGGACCUGGGCCUGGGCCUGGGCCUGGGCCAGCUCCGCCUGGGGGGCUCACUCAGCCGAGGGGCACAGAGAACAGGGAAGCGGGCAUAGGGGGUGACCCGGGGCCCCAUGGCAAGGGUGUGAAGAGGACAGCUGAAGCACCUGUGAGUGAGGCCAGUGGGCAGGACCCACCAGCUAAAGCAACAAAGCAGGAUAUAGAGGCUACAGGAAGUGACGCCAAAAGAAAACGGGGGCGCCCUCGAAAACAAUCAGGUGGAAGUAGGGAAAGGAAUUCUACCCCUGACAAGUCAGCAGCUGCUGUGGACUCUGCCCAGCCCUCAAGGCGACCGCUGGAGACGUGGGCCUCUGGAGGGGAAGGCAACUCAGCUGGAGGGUCAGAGAGGCCAGGGCCAAUGGGAGAGGCUGAGAAGGAGACGCUUGCCCGAGGUCAGGCGGAUGGCGCUGUUUCCAGAGGAGGAAGGGGCCCCAGUUCCCGGCAUGCCAAAGAAGCAGAAGAUAAAAUUCCUCCUGUCACCCCGAAAGUGAGUGUCAUCAAGGGCAGUAGAAGCCAAAAGGAGGCUCUUCAUUUGGUCAAGGGAGAGGUAGACACUGCAGCACAGGGUAAUAAAGACUUAAAGGGGCAUGUGCUUCAAAGCUCCUUACCCCAUGAGUGAAAAGACCCCAAAGCAACACCCCCAUGAUAGGUACGUGGGGAAGAGUGCUAUGUUAACUCUACCUGUCUGCCUAGUAGAGGCCCUUCUUUGCACUUGCUUCUCACUUGGCUCUUCAUUCUCUUCUGUAUAGACAGCUGAGGCACCCUGUCUUGCAUAGUGCCUGGUUCUUGCCUCUUACCUUUCUAGCUCAAUACCCUUGGCUUUAGAGUCACUAAUAAAUCUGUACUGACCAUCUUACCUGGAUCCCUGUGCUAUCCUGUGGAAAUAUAGGGAUGGAGUAUGAUGAAUGUAUAGUUGAGGCAUCUUUCCAUUUUAAAUCAUAGAAAACCUAACUCAAACUGGCCUAAAAAUAAAAAUUUAUUGGCUCAUGUGACUGGAAAGUCCAGAGGUAGUGCUGGCUCCAGGUAAAGCUGAUCCAGUGGCUCAGUAUGUCUCUAAAUACGUGAUUGAUUUUCUUACCCUACUGUUCUACCUUCUGUAGGAUCAAGCCUGGUCCACCUCAUGGCUGCCAGCACUCCUAGGAUUACAUGUUUUCCUCAUUUAUGUCCAGCCAGAAAGAGAGGGCAUCUUUGUGCCAGGAAUUGUAGCAAAAGCCCUAAGAUUCACUCUGGUUAGGCCAGCCUGGGUCACAUGCCUGCCCCUAACCAAUCACUGUGGCCAGGAGUUUGGUAAAUGCUAGUUUGCUUAUUUAUUCUACAUCAUGGACUGUACCUUUUGAAAAAUGGGCAGGAUCAGCCUCCUUAGAAUCACAUAGAUCCCUAAAUGGAAACUGGGAGUGGGGAGUUCCUGGAGAGACAGCUGACACCUAGCCACUGCUAUGAAGUACCUGUGGUUUUAGCUUGCUAGGCUGAGACCAGCUAUACCUGCUUCUUCUUUUCCAAAUAGUCUUGCAUUUUCCUUACUGCAGCUAUAAUCUCUUUCCUCUUGUUCCAGUCUCAGAAGGAAUGAGAGGGAAAUCAUUCUUCUUUAGGGACUAUCUCUUUAGUCUCGUUUAGAUGACAGUCCCCUUUCUUUACAUCUCAGAGGUGGAUAUCCUUCCCUUUCCUGUUUCCGAAUUUUAGGUUUCUCCUCAUUCCUGCUUCCCUGUCCCCCACCCUACUGCCUCUUUCACCAUGUAGAGUGAAAGAUUUACUCCCUAGUCGUUUUAUUAAAUUCAUUCUGUAUCCACCAGGUGUCAGUCUCUUGUCAUGUACGUGUCAGGACUUAGCCAGGAUUGUGGGGCUUAGGCUAUGUGUAUGGAAGGGGGUAGCUGCACAUAUCAGGGAGCACCAGUAGGAAGGGAAUCCAGGUAUGUAUUUGGAAAAAGCAGUAAACCAGCUGAUAUUACUUGAGGACCUACUGUGUCUUCUGCAUAGGGUAGCUUCUGUCAGGGAUUCUCAGUUUUCUUUCAGGGAGCCUUCAUUCAUUUGUUCAUUUAUUUCCAGCAUUGCAGAUUUUCAAAAAUUAUAAUAUGUAAUGUUUGAUAUCUAUAAAGAAUAUAUUUAAAAUGGAUAAAUUAUGAAGCAUAAUAAUUAAAUGACCCAUCACCCAAUUUGUACAUUAAAACAUUAGAAAUACCA